AUGGAACAUACGUUCAACCACCAGAAGUGGGAUCCGAUAAGGAAGGCAUACCCAGCAUACUGGAAACUUUGGAAAGAUACGCUCUUAGAUCGUAUGGACUUCGAUAUGCCUCCUCCUCCUCCUCUUUCACCUGGCAGUGACGACUCGUCUCCUUCUCCACCUCGACCUCCACGUUCGCCUCGCGAGAGGCCCCCCACGCCCGUUGACCCCUACGGCGCAGAGCGCUCAUAUCUUCGGGUACCGGCAACGGCAUUUUUUUGGUCAUCACCUUCAUUGCCCUGUUCGCCGCGCUCCAAUGAGCUGGACAAAGCGGACCAUUCCAAAGGUCAGGCUGCAGCCUCCCCGCGUUCUGUCACUGUGCUUCCAAUGCAGGAUCUCAUCAUUAUUCGGCCCUCGAGUUGGACCCCGCAUAUACAUGAGGGUUACUGGCAAGCGCUUGAACACGGGUUUCCAUUUGGGGCAAAGAAAUAUGGCUUUCCUGGAUUUUGCGGAUGGAAAGGUUUUGCCAUUGAGUACGAUCCAAGCUGGGGCGAAAGGCAAACAUGGGGCGCCACUUGGCGUGAUGACUCUAUUUGGCUUGAUGAUGGUUCCUUUAAGUUGCCUGACGGUACCGUUGGUGUCAUGGACAGUAUCUACAAGGCCGUUUCAAACUUUGAGCAGAUUCAGACGAUUUGGCUCAUUGACUACCGACUCAAGGCUAAGCAAAAUACACCCGCAGCCAUCAGAAGGCUGGAUAGCAGCCAGAAGGUGUUUUAUGGAGGUGACGGGUGCCAGUUCGUAGAAGUGUAUCGCGAGUUUGUUGAAAGUGGCGGUGGUUAUCUUAAUGAGUAUUACACCGAGGGCAUUGAUGGUGAAAACUCAGCCAUGAGCCAAGGAUCGUGCCAUUGGUUUAUUGAAGAGUUUGAGGUUCGCAUGUUUGGGGAUCUCUACGACAGCGACGAGUCGGUCGAUUCAAAUUACUCGAGGUAUCCUCCGCAUAUUGGCCUACUGGCCUGCCUGCCCUAG
This is a messenger RNA of Neurospora hispaniola, 1005 nucleotides long. RefSeq lists its product as uncharacterized. Bases 1 to 1005 code for a protein of 334 amino acids. NCBI's taxonomy places the organism in Eukaryota, Fungi, Ascomycota, Sordariomycetes, Sordariales, Sordariaceae. The record is from RefSeq and is a predicted model, not a curated record. The transcript has a single exon.